GGGGGCUGGGGCCGGGCCAGGGCAGUGCCUGCCUGCCUGCCAGAGUCGCCACCGCAGCCCGAGGCCAUGGCGCAGCCGCCCUCGCCCUGGGGCUACGAGAGCCACAACGGCCCGGCGCGCUGGCACGAGCAGUACCCGGUGGCGCGCGGCGAGCGGCAGUCCCCGGUGGAGAUCCGAAGCGAGGAGGUGCAGCACGACCCCGCGCUGCCGCCCUGGUUCGCCAGCUACGACCCGGGCGCGGCCAAGAGCAUCCUCAACAACGGGCGCACCUGCCGCGUGGUCUUCGACGACACCUUCGACCGCUCAGUGCUAAGAGGUGGGCCAGUCCAAGGAGCCUACAGGCUACGCCAGCUUCAUUUUCACUGGGGUUCUUCUGAUGAUCAUGGCUCGGAGCAUAUUAUUGAUGGAGUGAAACAUGCAGCAGAGCUUCACAUGGUGCACUGGAAUCCAAAACAUGGUAAUUUUGCUGGAGCUUUGAAACAACGUGAUGGAGUAGCUGUGGUGGGCAUUUUUCUGCAAGUGGGGAAUACGCCCAAACCAGAGCUGAAGAGAAUUCUUGAAGACAUAGAUACUGUUAAGACAAAGGGGAAAGAGGCUCCUUUCCAUCACUUUGAUCCAUCAAUCCUUUUCCCCAAGUCUCGGGACUACUGGACCUAUGAGGGCUCCUUCACUACACCUCCUUGUGAAGAGUGUAUCACCUGGAUUCUUCUAAGGGAGCCUAUUGUUGUCAGCCCAGAUCAGAAAUCAUGAAGUGCAAGCAGCUGUCAAAGGACCACUCUCAAAGCCUGGAAAUGAUAGGAAACAGUGUGUAUCCUGACUGCUUAUCCCCAUUCCUCUAUUGUCAAGACUUCUAAGAGCAGACCCAAAAUUGACCAGCUCAUCUCAUUUUCAAGGUUUCCAAAAGUACUGGAAAACUGUGGGAACUAUCAGUCUGGGGGCUGCUAAUCUCACUGCACUGUAUACUUAACAAGCAUUGCUGAAGUUGGAAAAAGUACCUACAAGUACAUGUAAUAGGUUUUGGUUUUGGUUUUGGUUGGGGGGGGGGCGUUGGGAGGAGAGCAGUGGUGGUCCUGAGGCUAUGCAUUCUGUUUUAACAAUACAGUACACUGUGUUCUUGUCAGCCUCCAACACACUGGAUCAAGGUCAGACAUAAAGCUGUACCUUGGUAGAGAAGAGUUGCCAAUCUGCUGGAAUUUCAGAGCAGUCACAUCCGGAGCUUAUAAAAGCAAACAGCUUAGAUCAGCCUCUCAUUCCUGGAUUAUUCAGAGUCAGUGUGUGCCAGAAUGUAUUAAACCAGAUAGCCUAGCUAGAUUUUCACCACUAAAUAGAGAUUUAGAUUACAAUGUGCAUGUCGUACAAAGAAAUCCCCAUGACAAAAGUUUAAUAGUCACCUAUUCACAGAGAUCAGGCAGUUCAAUCUAUUAUUGUAUCUGAAAGCUGUGUUUUAAAAAGACAGAAAACUUGUGCUGCAGAAGCUCUAUAGAAUUGAUUAGCAAACUACGCAGUAUCCUAGAUAUUAAGUAAUGAAAGUAGUGGCCUAAAAUUUUGACCUACAGCAUAACUCCAAUGGGAUUUUGCAAGUCUUUUGCUGUGUGCGCUGCUGAAGGCGUGUUGCUGUACUGUACUUCUAAUGAAUCAAAAAAGUUGUAAAAAGGUAUAUUGUAGCUUUGCUUUUGGAUGAUGAUUCAGCACUCAUGGGGAAAGGUAAUAUGCCAACCACUGGAAGGCGGGAAACGGAGAGGGAGGGCCCUGUGGUGUCUUGCCUGCACACCUUUCCACACUCUGAAGGCAGCUGCAGUUGUAGCAGUGUGGGCUGACUGCAGCAGCUUUGCAAUGCGGGCUCCCCGGAAGCUGCCCUGUUUGUUUCUUCCUCACGCUCCCCCAGUUAUGCUGUUGGACACAAAGCUAUGAAUGCUGUGGCAAAGACUCCCUGGGGAGAGUGCCAUUUUACUCGCCUCACUCACCCUCCUAUCCCCAGAAACACUGCUGGGUGUGAGGCUGCACCUGUCCAGCUGCUAUGGCCAGACUUUGUACUUCUCGUGGCAUGGACACCAGGGGAAGGGAGGUGAGGGGCAUCCUAGUGCUCCCUUAGAGCUGGUGCCCCAGCUCUCCCACUGGAUUCUGCUCUUGCUCUUAUGUCCAGUAAAGAAAAUGUGGUAAAUCUGUAUGUUGUGAAACAGCAAAACUUAUCGGUAUAUACUGAGCUUUUUGUUUUGUCAAAUCUUCCUGAAAGGAUUUGGGCAUUGAUGGAAUUUCUAUGCGUGUCUACUAUGCUUUUUAUAUCCUACAUGCAUCAAGUUUUUGGUUGUGAUAUGCCCCUUGGACUACAGAAAUACUACAACAUUUUGUAAUCUCAGUACUCUACUCUGUACCCUGUUGUGCUUCCUUCUCUCUUCUCUUUCUACUAGAGGUAUUUUAUAUUUUUAUUUACAGUUAGUAUUUUAUUAUUAUAACUACACUAGAAAAUACAGGGUUACAUUCUGCAUGGUAGUACAGCUACUUUGCACCACAACUCUAAAAUAGUAGCUUUAAAAUCAGUGUGGCUGGUCAUGAAAAGUUCACCCCACUGUAAAUGUAUUCUUGAAUGGUACAUGGCCUCUGCUUGAUGCAUAAGAGGAUAUGGCUAAGCCAGUCUCACCUGCCUUGUUGUGGCCUGGAGACUAUUGGCAAUUUAGUUUAGCCUUUGGCCUGCUAAAGAAUUGAACCAGAAUACACCAGAUACAUGACAGGGGGGAGAGUAAAGACUUUUAGAGCCACUUCUGCACUCCUUCCUCUUCUCUACGGUGUGUUGCUCUUUACAGCCAGAGACCUGGACUGCAAUUCAAAUUCUGUCAAAUCUUGCACAAUUUGUUGUUGUUGUUCUUUUUCUUUUAAUUAAAAAAAAAUGUAUGUCACCCUUCCUCAGAAGGCUCAGGGCAGCUUACAAUCAAAGACAAAAUAACUUAUAAAAACAGAAUAAAAUAUUAAAAGAUAAUAUAAAAAAAACAAACUCCCCAAACAAUACCCAGAAUUUCAAAUGUUCAGUCCUAGCCACUCUCACUCCCCUGAUCAAUGGCCCCAAGGACUUCUGUAAAGCUAUUUGUAUGACUAAGAUAUGUAGGAUUUUCUUGUUGCAACUCUGCUGGAGGAGAAAAUUGCAUGUGGCCUGAAAAUCCAUUGGCAAGUCUCAUAUCCACGCAAUGUUAAUUAGUGCUGGCUCUUUUAUUUGAAACUUUA
This is a messenger RNA of Alligator mississippiensis (American alligator), 3216 nucleotides long. Its product is annotated as carbonic anhydrase 3. The transcript has 7 exons. NCBI's taxonomy places the organism in Eukaryota, Metazoa, Chordata, Crocodylia, Alligatoridae. Bases 67 to 750 code for a protein of 227 amino acids. Gene Ontology annotation, molecular function: zinc ion binding; carbonate dehydratase activity. The record is from RefSeq and is a predicted model, not a curated record. Gene Ontology annotation, cellular component: cytoplasm.